CUAGUCUUUAAGCUAAAAUGUCGUUUGUGUUUUUCAUCUCGCGAUAAGUUCUAGCGAUACCUUCAACUUGCUACGCAUAAACAAGCAAAAGUCUGCCACUUAAGUCACUUUACUUUUGAGACAUGGGUGUAAUGCUCACACAGGGGGCAAUUGAAGCCCUGUUAAAAGGAUUUCCGAUGAGCAACCCUGUGCUGCAGCUUCUGAACUUCCUUCAGGUCAGUAACAGCUCUGGUCCACCCAGGUUCCGGCUCUUAAUGAGUGAUGGUCAGCACUCUUAUGCUUCCUUCCUGCUGGCCACACAGUUAAACAAUCUACAUGGAGAGAACCUCCUGGUACCUAACUGUGUGUGUAUGUUGAAGAAGACAACCAUCAACACAUUGUCAGAUGGCAGGCAUGUGGUGGUUGUGAUGGACAUGGAGAUAUUGCAAUCGGCCGAGGAAACUGGAGGGAAGAUUGGAAAUCCCGCUCCAUAUAAUGCAGUUGACAAGAUGUCAUCUCCACAGAAGUCGGCCUCAAGUACCUCUGUCCCAGCAUCCCCUCCAUCGGCUGCAGUACCUGGACCGUCCUAUGAGAACAGCAGCACCCUUUCUCCUCCCCGAGGUUUUACGGGAAAGUCACCCAUAAAGCCUUCACCAAUAACUUCACCCAUGAAGGCUUCACCCAUGAAGGCUUCACCAAUGGCUUCACCCAUGAAGGCUUCACCCAUGGCUUCACCCAUGAAGGCUUCACCCAUGAAGUUUUCCCCAAAGACGUUUUCACCCAUGAAGGCUUUACCAGUGGCUUCACCAAUGCAGUUUUCACCCAUGAAGGCUUCACCAAUGGCUUCACCCAUGAAGGCUUCACCAAUGGCUUCACCAAUGAAGGCUUCACCAGUGGCUUCACCCAUGAAGGCUUCACCAAUGGCUUCACCAAUGAAGGCUUCACCAGUGGCUUCAGCCAUGAAGGCUUCACCAAUGGCUUCACCCAUGAAGUUUUCCCCAAAGACGUUUUCACCCAUGAAGGCUACCAGCACUUCUCCUGGUUCUUCAACAACAGUGAUUCCUAUAGCAAGCCUUAACCCCUACCAAAGCAGAUGGACUGUCAGAGCCCGAGUCACCAACAAGUCCAGUAUCCGCACUUGGAGUAACUCUAGAGGAGAGGGCAAGCUUUUCUCCUUUGAGAUAGUAGAUGAGAGUGGAGAAAUCAGGAUUACAGCCUUCAACAACGAAGUGGACAAGUUUUUCUCUCUAGUGGAGCAAGGCAAGGUGUACUACAUAACCAAGGCUACGCUGAAGGUGGCCAAGAAACAGUACAACACACUGAAGAACGACUAUGAGAUGACCCUCCACGCUCAUUCAUCCAUCACACCAUGUGAUGACAAUCAGGGCAUCCCUGCAGUGCACUGUGACUUUGUGCCCAUCGCAGAGCUGGAGAACCGAGACAAGGAUGCCAUCAUUGAUGUGAUUGGAGUGUGUACGAGUGCUGAGGAUGUAUCCCGUAUCACCACUAAGAACAGUAGAGAAGUUUCCAAGAGGGCCCUCAACCUAAUAGACACAACUGGCAAAGUGGUGACUGUCACACUUUGGGGAGAGGAGGCGGAGAAGUUUGAUGGUUCUCUGGAGCCCGUAGUCGCCAUCAAAGGAGCUCGCUUAUCUGAUUUUGGGGGCAUAUCUCUCUCUGCUUUGUUCAGUUCAACAGUCAUGGUCAACCCAGACAUACCGGAGGCCUUUAGUCUGCGGGCCUGGUAUGACUACGGAGGAUAUGCACUCGACAGCCAAUCCUUGACAGAGACAAGGUCAAUGGGGAGCGGCGCAAAGAUGAACUGGAAAACACUGAGCGACAUUAAGGAUGAACAGUUGGGUCAAGCAGAGAAGACGGACUAUUUCAGCUGCGUGGCAACAGUGCUAUACACUCGUAAGGAGAAUUGUCUAUACCAGGCCUGUCCAUCUGCAGACUGCAACAAGAAGGUUAUUGACCAACAAAACGGACUGUACCGCUGCGAUAAGUGUAACCAAGAGUUCCCUAACUUUAAAUACAGACUCCUUCUUUCUGCCAACUUAGCAGACUUCGGGGAUAACCAGUGGGUGACAUGCUUUCAGGAGACAGCUGAGGUCCUGUUAGGUCACAGUACAGAAACACUGGGACAGCUCAGAGACACAGACGAGGCUGCAUUCAAUGAAGUUUUUCAGAAAACCAACUUCACAACUCACAUCUUUAGAAACAAAGUCAAGCUGGAGACUUACAACGAUGAGAGUCGAGUAAAGGUAACGGUAAUGGAAGUCCAGCCAGUCGACCACAGGGAGUACAGCAGGAGACUCCUUAGUAACAUCCGUAAAUUGGCCAGAUGAACUCUGUCCCAGUCAUCCAAACGCCUUUCUGGUGAUUAAACGUGUCUUCCACUGGUGCCCGACUUUUUCCAUCAGCGAGAUAGCAGCAUAUCUGACUGAGGCAGCAGAGGGGCGGCCAGUGAUUCGUCAAAUAAAUUGUCGCUGCACAAAAGGCUGAUAUUUAGUCGUUCACUUCCUUAGCAGGCCAUUUGUGAAACGCUGGAAACGGAAUGGAAAUGACCUUUAUCUUUUAGUUUAAUGACAUUUCAACAGAGCUUUGACUAUUUGAUUGCACAUAACCAGUUUGUUGAGACCUGCUUACAUUUAUAUUAUGUUUCAUGGAUCAUACAUGCUAAGAUCACAGCGUUUUAUCUUUAAAUAUACACACAAAUAUUUUAUCUCUUUGGUUUUAAAUCAGUGUUGGUGACGCUCAGUGUGAGUUGAGGGAGACAUCGUCCGAUUUAUUUUAACUUUCUUUGUUUUAUUUUAAAGAUGAAAGCAUGUCAAAAUGAUGUUUGGAAAAAAAAUGAUGGUUGAAUGUUGAUUUGUUUUAACUGUUUUACACAUUGUGUUCUGCUUGUUUAAAUUAUGUUUUGAGUUAAAAAUGUGUUUGGUUUGCUUCUGUGCUUCCAAAAAAUGUUCAAAAAGGACUGAGGGACAUAAAGGAUGUCAAGAUAAAAA
Messenger RNA from Etheostoma spectabile (orangethroat darter), 2987 nucleotides. RefSeq names its product replication protein A 70 kDa DNA-binding subunit. The record is from RefSeq and is a predicted model, not a curated record. Gene Ontology annotation, molecular function: DNA binding. The transcript has 17 exons. Gene Ontology annotation, cellular component: nucleus. Bases 123 to 2327 code for a protein of 734 amino acids. Lineage: Eukaryota; Metazoa; Chordata; Actinopteri; Perciformes; Percidae. Gene Ontology annotation, biological process: DNA recombination; DNA replication; DNA repair.